ACCCCCUCAUCGCCUGUACCCCCCCCGACCCCCCGCCCGCCCUGCCCAUGCCCCCCCCGCGCCCCCGCCCCCGCCCCCGCUGGGUGACCGAAUUCUUCUCCUACGAGACCACCAAGUCGGUGGUGGUGAAGAGCUGGGUGGUGGGGGCUGUCAACCGCGGCGUGCAGCUCCUCAUCCUCGCUUACUUCGUCGGGUGGGUGUUCCUCCACGAAAAAGCCUACCAGGUGCGCGACACCGUCAUCGAGUCCUCGGUGGUGACCAAGGUCAAGGGCAUCGGGCGCUAUGCCGGCCGGGUGCUGGACACGGCCGACUACGUCACCCCCCACCAGGGCACCUCGGUGUUCGUGGUGGUCACCAAGCAGAUCCUGACGGAGAACCAGGCGCAGGGCGUGUGCCCGGAGAGCGAAGCCGAGUACCGCUGCACGGCCGACCGCGACUGCCGGGAGAAGGGUCCCGCCACGGGCAGCGGGCUGCUGACGGGGCGCUGCGUCCCCUACAACGGGACCCUGCGCUCCUGCGAGAUCCGCGGCUGGUGCCCGCCCGAGGUGGACACGGUGGACGUCCCCGUCAUGCUGGAAGCCGAGAACUUCACCCUCUUCAUCAAGAACAGCAUCCGCUUCCCGCUGUUCGGCUUCGAGAAGGCCAACCUGCCACCCCCCGGCAGCGGGGGGGAGCUGGGGCGCUGCCGGUUCCACCCCGAGCGGGAGCCCCUCUGCCCCAUCCUGCGGCUGGGGGACGUGGUGCGCCUCGCCGGGCAGGACUUCCCCACGCUGGCUGCCACCGGGGGGGUGCUGGGCAUCAAGAUCGGGUGGGUGUGCGACCUGGACCGCGCCUGGGAGCGCUGCCUGCCCCGAUACUCCUUCACCCGCCUGGACGGCCGCGCCCGCCCCCCCGCCCCCGCUCCCGGGUACAACUUCAGGCACGCCAGGUACUACCGCUGGCGGGACGGCACCGAGCGCCGCACCCUCACCAAGGCCUUCGGCAUCCGCUUUGACGUCCUGGUGUACGGCAACGCUGGGAAGUUUGGCAUCGUCCCCACCCUCAUCAACACGGUGGCGGCUUUCACCUCCAUCGGUGUGGGCACGGUCCUGUGCGAUAUCAUCCUGCUCAACUUCCUGAAGGGAGCCGAGCACUACAAGGCCCGCAAGUUCGAGGAGGUGCCAGAGGCCAGCGUGCCCGCGCCCCCCGCCAGCCCCACAGCGUGUCCCCUCGGGGCGCUGGGGGGCUGCACCCGAGACAAGCAGUCCACUGACUCGGGCACUUUCUCCCUCAGCCUCUAGCCCUGGGUGCCGUGGGGCAGCCCCCCACCUGCCCCCCACUCUGUGGCAGCCCCCUGCCUGUGCCCGGCUGGGGGUUCCCCUGCACCCUCCCCCUAUCCCUCCCAGUGGAUGGCACCCCCUUUCCCACACUAUCAAUGGGACAGGGCACAGGGGACCUAUGGGGCGGUGCGGGUGACGCUGGUGGCAGUGGGGACAAUGUCGAGGGUGGCAGCAGGAGCACAGGGGACAGGGUGGCACCGGGGA
Messenger RNA from Tyto alba (common barn owl), 1523 nucleotides. It is a transcript of the gene P2RX3, whose product is annotated as purinergic receptor P2X 3. Lineage: Eukaryota; Metazoa; Chordata; Aves; Strigiformes; Tytonidae. The record is from RefSeq and is a predicted model, not a curated record. Gene Ontology annotation, cellular component: nuclear inner membrane; plasma membrane. Gene Ontology annotation, biological process: response to ATP; monoatomic cation transmembrane transport. Gene Ontology annotation, molecular function: ATP binding; purinergic nucleotide receptor activity; extracellularly ATP-gated monoatomic cation channel activity. The transcript is spliced from 12 exons. The coding region runs from base 48 to 1280 and encodes 410 amino acids.